This is a messenger RNA of Punica granatum (pomegranate), 1552 nucleotides long. Lineage: Eukaryota; Viridiplantae; Streptophyta; Magnoliopsida; Myrtales; Lythraceae. The record is from RefSeq and is a predicted model, not a curated record.
GACGAGAUGGGAAUUGAAGUCAACCCCCCGCCAUUUUGACUGAAAGUGCCUUUCCCUCUCCGGCCGAUCUCAACACCGGAGAAAGAUGGUCUUCAAGUAUUAUUCCUUCCUCCCCGGCGACGAGGAGGACCUCAACAACGCUCGCCCCGGCUCCCCUCCGGCCUUCUUCUCUCUCCCUUCACCCGUUUCUCCUCGCAUAUGCGGUAACUGCAUCCCUGGCUUCGCAGCUGGAGCUGCCACGGCGGCAGCCGUGUCAGCUACUCGCCGGUCCUUUGUCCCCGUUCCGCCGGCUCGAGAGCCGCUUCCGCGGCAGCAACAGGUCAGAAACGAGGCAGCGGCGGAAGUGAAGGAUCAGAAAUCUGCGAGUGUUGAAACGUCAAGUUGUCACACUAAAAAAAUUAAGGCUGAGAAGUUCAUGUUGGAUGACAUCAUCAUUAGGCUCUUAGAAGGUCGGGGUAGGCCAGGGAAGUUGGUCGAGCUCUCAGAGACAGAGAUUAGGCAGCUCUGUGUGACCUCUAGGAAUAUCUUUCUUCAGCAGCCCAACUUGCUUGAGCUUGAAUCUCCCAUUAAGAUUUGUGGUGAUAUUCAUGGGCAAUACUGUGACUUGCUGAGGCUUUUUGAGUACGGAGGCUUUCCUCCAACAACCAACUACUUGUUCCUAGGAAACUACGUGGACUAUGGGAAACAGAGUUUGGAGACCAUGUGCCUCUUGCUUGCUUACAAGAUUAAGUACCCGGAGAACUUUUUUCUUCUCCGCGGGAAUCAUGAAUGUUCUUCUAUUAGUCGGAUACAUGGGUUCUAUGACGAAUGUAAGCGGCGCUUCAACGUGAGGCUCUGGAAGGUCUUUGUUGACUGUUUCAAUUGCUUCCCUGCUGCGGCCAUUGUUGAUGACAAGAUAUUUUGCGUGCACGGAGGACUGUCUCCAGAUCUCACCAAUUUAGACCAAAUAAGAAACAUACGUCGCCCGACUGAUGUGCCCGACACGGGCUUGCUCUGUGAUUUGCUCUGGUCAGAUCCGGACGGUCAUUUGAAGGGAUGGGGCAUGAAUGAUAGAGGAGUCUCUUACACCUUUGGAGCUGACAAGGUUUCGGAAUUCAUAGAGAAGCUUGAUUUAGACCUUUUUUGUCGUGGUCAUCAGGUUGUAGAAGAUGGAUAUGAAUUCUUUGCAGGUAGACGGCUCGUGACUCUAUGUUCAGCACCUAACUACCGCGGCGAGUACGAUAAUGCCGGUGCAAUUAUGAGUGUCGACGAGGCCUUGAUGUGCUCCUUCCAGAUACUUAAGCCAGCUGACAGGCAGCCCCGUUUGUUUUAUUCUCGUCACCUGCAAGAUGACCCAAAGACUGAAGAAAUCGGGACCACAGAAGGCUGAAAUUCCGUGCAGGCAGUGACUGCUACAUAUUUAGCCCCUUUCUGGCCUUGGUUGUCCUCUGGAGCUUCUUGCAAAGAUUGAGUUGUGCAGUGACACCCGAGUAGAACAUAACAAUGCUAUGAAUGUACUUGAAUUUAAAUAAUAAGAAACAAAGAUUCAAUAAAUUUUUUUAAUUGUCGUGUA